AUAAAAGGAAGAUAGAUGCAUUACAUUUUCAACCCUAGUGCUUGGCUGAAGGCUUUGUUGAGAAAAGCUCUCCGCCACCGCGUCAUUUCCGCUUCCGCAGCAGCACUACCUUUUCCGAUGGCUACGGAGACUCCUCUAAGGACCAAGGUUUGCAUCAUUGGCAGCGGUCCGGCCGCCCACACGGCGGCCAUUUACGCUGCCCGUGCUGAGCUGAAGCCUAUUCUUUUCGAGGGCUGGAUGGCUAACGAUAUUGCCCCCGGCGGCCAGCUGACAACAACAACGGAUGUCGAGAACUUCCCUGGAUUCCCGGACGGCAUCAUGGGGUCGGAGCUUAUGGACCAGUGCCGCAAGCAGUCGCUCCGGUUCGGCACUACGAUCUUCACUGAAACCGUCAACAAAGUCGACUUCUCUUCGUCUCCGUUCAAGAUCUUCUCCGGUUCGAAAACCGUCCUGGCCGACUCGGUCAUCGUGGCCACCGGUGCCGUGGCGAAGCGGCUCACUUUCCAGGGUUCAGGUGAUGGGAAAGGGGGAUUUUGGAACAGAGGAAUCUCGGCUUGCGCGGUGUGUGAUGGGGCGGCGCCAAUCUUCAGGAACAAGCCCUUGGCCGUGAUCGGAGGAGGCGACUCCGCCAUGGAGGAAUCCACCUUCCUCACCAAGUACGGUUCCAAGGUUUAUGUCAUUCAUCGGAGGGACUCGUUUAGGGCAUCCAAGAUUAUGCAAAGCAGAGUCGUUUCGAACCCUAAGAUAGAGGUGAUAUGGAAUUCGGUGGUCGUGGAGGCGUACGGGGAUAGGGUCUUGGGUGGCCUCAAAGUGAAGAAUAUGCUCACCGGAGAGGUUUCCGAUUUGAAAGUCUCCGGUUUAUUCUUUGCCAUCGGGCAUGAGCCGGCCACUAAGUUCUUGGAUGGCCAGCUGCAGCUUGACUCAGAUGGCUAUGUUCUCACUCAGCCGGGUACAACCAAGACCAGCGUGCCCGGCGUUUUCGCUGCAGGAGAUGUGCAGGAUAAGAAGUACAGGCAGGCUAUUACUGCUGCCGGCACUGGGUGCAUGGCUGCCUUGGAAGCUGAACAUUACUUGCAAGAGAUUGCAUCGAGCGAUUGAUCGUUUGAUCAGUGUUCUACCUGGGAUUUUAUUUGAAAGCUGUUUGAUUUGAACCAACUUUUUUGUCCAGGUCUAGAUUCAUCUUAUUCUGGAUCAAUAUUAGAACUGCCAUUGUUAUUG
Molecule: messenger RNA, 1218 nt
Organism: Hibiscus syriacus
Lineage: Eukaryota; Viridiplantae; Streptophyta; Magnoliopsida; Malvales; Malvaceae
Product: thioredoxin reductase 2-like
Exons: 2
Coding region: 16-1098 (360 amino acids)
Biological process (GO): removal of superoxide radicals
Cellular component (GO): cytoplasm
Molecular function (GO): thioredoxin-disulfide reductase (NADPH) activity
Source: RefSeq, a predicted model, not a curated record